UGGGAUAAAAGCAGCCAAAUCCUGCAGGUUGGUGCAAAGGGGAGAGCACGAUGGGAUCCCUGCCCUUCACAGUCACCAGCCUUUGAGUCUCUGCAAGAGCUCGGCCCCACGGCGCUGCUGGAAGCGGCUGCCCCAUGGCUGCAGCGGGGGGCGAGGGGCCGGGGGGGACCCCACUGCUGCCAGCGGGCGCUGCCCUGGCCCUGCUCGGUGCCCUGGUCUACCUGGGGGCCCUGUGUGCUGCCUGCAGACGCAAGGGCAGGAAGAAGCAGCUCCCUCCGGACGGGGUGAAGCUGGUGGAUGAGUCGCUGCUCAGGCAGACGCAGCUGCGGUCCCUCAGCAAGUCAGACACGAAGCUCCACGAGCUCUACCGGGUGAAGGCUGGGGAUGAUGCCCAGCGCCCGGCCAGCCUGGACCUCAGCACCCCCGCUCCCGCUGACCCCCAGCACGGUGCCGGCCUCCUCCUGCACCGGGAGCUGCCGCAGAUCCCGGUCCCCGAGCCCCCGGCCCCGGACCAGACCUACUCCAACCUCCUCUUCCCCCCGCGCCGGCGCCCGCUGCCCGACUCCGUCUACGAGUGCGUGGCCACGGGGGGAGAGGAGCCCCCGGUGUCCCCCCCCCGGGCUGUGCAGGGGGCGGCCGAUUACGCCUGCGUGCGCAAGGUGAAGAAGGGGGUGCCCGUGGAGGUGCAGGAUGCGGCCGCAGCCGGGGGGCCCCCCCAGGCACUGCAGUGCUGGGGUGGCUCAGGAGGUGCCCCCCAGGUGAAGCUGGAAGAGAUGUACUCCACCGUCUGCAAAGCUACCAAGAAGAAAACCCAGGUCCCUGCAUCGCCCUCGAGGGAGGAGGGAGCCCAGGCCCGGUCCUGGUCCCUGGCAGCCCAUGGCUCCCUGGACCCCUGCUAUGAGUCCAUCAACGACAGAGCCUGGACCCCUCAGGGCCGCGGCCCCGACCCGGACUAUGAGGCUGUGGAUGUCAACUGGAAGAGGGCGGCGAAGCGGGACAAGGCCCCUGAGAACCUGUAUGAGAGCGUUGGGGACAUCUGGGCGGGGGGGUCCCAAAGAGCAGCGGCCAGGAUAGCACCCAAUGGCCUGGAGGUGUACAUCACCAACCUAUAGCACCCCAGGGUGCUCCCACCGUGGUGGGCUCCCAUGGGACCGGCUUUCCCAGGGGGUUGAACUGGGAUUGGGAUGGGCACACUUGAACCCGUGCCCGCUGGGGUGGCUGCAUCCCCACAAUGGCUUUCUGUAUGUAUUUUAUAUUCCUUUAAGCAUCCUUGUCCCAUC
This is a messenger RNA of Neopsephotus bourkii (Bourke's parrot), 1280 nucleotides long. It is a transcript of the gene LIME1, whose product is annotated as Lck interacting transmembrane adaptor 1. Gene Ontology annotation, biological process: T cell receptor signaling pathway; B cell receptor signaling pathway. The record is from RefSeq and is a predicted model, not a curated record. Lineage: Eukaryota; Metazoa; Chordata; Aves; Psittaciformes; Psittacidae. The transcript is spliced from 6 exons. Bases 135 to 1112 code for a protein of 325 amino acids.